CUUUCAUACAGCGCAGGUAUCAUUUCAUUCACAGACGAUAUCUUGUACAGUUGAAGUGGAGGCUGUUGUGGUCCGUCUCCUCCCAGCGAGGCUCGUUUAUUGUAAGGAGAGAUUUACCGACGCCAGGCUGACAAAGAUUUACUGAAGCUCUACCAUGCCCGUGGCCUCCACCAGGACAGAGCCUGUACCCCAGGUGUUGGAUGCAAUGAGCGACAGCACAGCCAGCUCCACCACAGCCAAUGACCUGGACCUCAUCUACCUCAAAGGCAUCAUGGAGAGCCCACUGGAGCAAGAGGAGAGCCUGAAAGAGCCACGACUGUCGCCUGUGAGGGAGAACAACAUGGAGCUCCUGCAGGAGAUCCUCAGAGACCUGGACCCAUUCACCCAUCGUUCUGACACUGCAGCUGAGCUCGCCAGCAUUCUCACACAGCCUCACUUCCAGUCUCUGCUGGAGACACAUGAUUCAGUGGCGGCCCAGGCAUGUGAAAGUCCACCUCCCAGCCCGUGUGAUUUUGUGGAUCACGAACCAGAAGACAGCCAAGCACACAACCACCUUCCAUCUGAUGCCAUCCGCAUGGUGGGCAUACGCAAAAUCGCAGGAGAGCAUCUGGGUGUGACAUUCAAGGUGGAGGGUGGGGAGCUGGUUAUAGCCCGCAUCCUUCAUGGCGGGAUGAUAGACCAACAAGGACUGCUGCACGUCGGUGAUAUCAUCAAAGAGGUGAAUGGACGAGAAGUGGGCCGGGACCCCAGAGUGUUGCAAGAAGAGCUUCAAGCCGCUAGUGGAAUUGUGGUUCUGAAGAUACUGCCCAGCUAUCACGAAACCAUAGCACCUAGACAGGUAACACACCAAGCGCAGAACAGACAUGUAUUCUUUAAGUGUCACUAUGACUAUGACCCAGCCAAUGACAACCUGAUUCCUUGUAAGGAGGCGGGGUUAAGGUUUGAGACCGGAGAUAUCCUGCAAAUAGUCAAUCAGGAUGAUGUCAACUGGUGGCAGGCGCGUCAUGUGGAGGGUGGGAGUGCCGGCUUAAUCCCCAGUCAGAUGCUGGAGGAAAAAAGGAAAGCUUUUGUUAAGAUAGAUGUGGAGCUGGCACCUGCAGGAAAUCUGUGUACUGGUAUUGGGAAGAAGAAGAAGAAAAUGAUGUACGUGACCACCAAAAAUGCAGAGUUCGACAGACAUGAGAUACUGCUCUAUGAGGAGGUUGCCAAGGUCCCGCCUUUCAAGAGGAAAACUCUUAUUCUGAUUGGUGCUCAAGGUGUGGGGAGGCGGAGACUAAAGAAUAAGCUUCUACUGAGGGAUCCACAGCUCUUUGGCACCAUAAUUCCAUACACCUCCAGAAAACCCAAAAAGGGAGAGCGUGAGAGUCGGAUGUUUGCUUUCACUAGCCGCAGCAAAAUGGAGACUGACAUCAAGAACGGGCGCUUUCUAGAACACGGAGAGUAUGAUGGCAACCUGUACGGCUUGAAGAUCGACUCCAUACAUGAGGUGGUGGAGGCAGGACGCGUCUGCAUACUGGACGCCAACCCUCAGUCUCUCAAAGUUCUGCGGACCUCUGAGUUCCUGCCCUACAUCGUGUUCCUUCAAGCUCCAGAGUUCGAGGUGCUCAAGGCAAUAAAUCAGUCAGCUGUAGAGGCAGAGGUGGUCACCAAGACACUGAUGGAUGAAGAGCUGCAAAGGACGUGCAAUGAGAGUGCUAAAAUCCAGGCAACCUAUGGUCACUACUUUGACCUCAGCAUCGUCAAUGACAACCUCGAUGAGACAUACCGCACCGUCAAAGCAGCGCUGGAAACAGUUUCUAAAAAUCCGCAGUGGGUCCCCGUCACCUGGGUGUUCUAGACAGGGAAGUGUGCAGGACUGAGGAGAGAGGGAACAAGACAGACACUGAAAACAGCCCACUGUGUAAAUAAUGGGUAAUAACUUUGCAGGAUAAAUUCUAAAAUUUCCAUAAUUUAAACAGGAUAUUUUUUUCAGUGUGGGAAAGAAAAAGAAUUGAAGAAUGAAUGACAGAAACAAGGAGGUGAAAAAAGAAAUUCUUCAUGUCAAAAAGUGUGUGUGUGCAUGUGUGUUCCUGUUUACACAGGGACAUAAAGCAAAGACUUUUAUGGGUUUUUUUUUUUUUUAAUUAUUUGUGCCAUUACUGAUGAUCAUCAGGAGACACUAUCAUUGUUUACAUUGUUUGCAUUGGACGGUAUCACCUGACCCAGUGCCAUCAGGAACAAACAAGCUCGGUCACUUUUAGCAUGGAUUCUCUCAUCAGCUGGAAAAAUUAGAAAUAAUUUCCUACUGCCCUCUAUAGUAAUUGUGAAUGUUUCACAUACAGGUUAAAUUGUACAAGGCUUCCUACUAAUCACCAGAUGUCCAUGGACAAUGUUUUCUAGCUUAAGUCUGGUGAAUCUGUCGUGAUCUUUAACAAAUGGAGUAACAUUGGUUGAAAAUGUUUACAAGACAUCUGGAUCACACCUAGCAUGAAACUUCUCAACCAAAUUUAGACAUAAAACAACAUUUUUUUCAGUGUCAGUUCCAGCAAGUUUUGUACUGGGUGGUUCAAACUAUGAGUUUCUCAUAAUGCUGGCCUCUUCUCAGUGUUCUCAUAUCAAACUUGAGCCAUCUUUAACUCUGUGAAUGGGGCCACUAUUGAGAGGAAAUCCUAGAAUGAACCAUAUGACUCUUAGAAGAUGCACAGUUCAUAUAAAACAACCAUUUAGACAAAUUCAGCUGGUGAUAAUCACGUAUUACUGCCUUUGGGCCUGGUCACACUAACACUUCACAGUGAUUUACUUUAAUUAAUGGAUUUUACUCACAGUGGUUACGCUCAACUGAGGUACAUUUAGGUGCAUGCAUCCUUAACCAAUUGUAAACCAACAUGACUGUGCUGAGAUUUACAGAGACAAGUACAGAAGAGCAAUGAUGGAAUCUGUGUGACAACCUUGUAGACAAACACUGUUCCUGCAGCUUCUGCACUCAACACGAUUACAUUUUUAUGAACAUCACAAACCCAGCAAAAUAAUGAAAUUGUAAGAAUUCAAUCAUCUCACUCCAGUAACAUUUAUAUAAUCUGCAAACUUUUUAAUGACUCGUAUUUAACUACGCACCAUUUAUGCUGGUAUCUUCUUGGACCAGAUAUGCAUGCAGAGGUCCACGGCGCUUACUGUGCAGUUGCCUGGUGUGAGCAGGCCAUUAUAGGCAGAUCUUGAUCUAGGCUUCAGUUUGGGUCAACUAAACAUACAGAGCAAGGGUCAAAGACCAUGGAGCAAAACUGUCAUCAGGACGCAGUCAAUCAAGCACAGGGUGGUGAACAGUUCAACAGCAGCUUAAACUUUACUCUCUUUGAAUGCAAGUCAGUCAGAUACGUAAGUGAUCCCAAUAGCGCAGCAGAUAUUCCAGAACUGAGGAGCCCCAGUAUGUUUUACAGAGAAACUGCUCAACAUGCAAAAUCACUGAGGUCAUCUGUAAUUCUGUUAAACUCGUCCUGUCAUUCUCAAUUAGCACAUUUUAAUUUGCUGUUUGUGUUUUUGUAUUAAGUCAGCUGUAAAAAGUUUGUAGAUAGCAUGUACAUACACAGUGAUAUAGUAGGAAUGAGGUUCCUCCCUAGUAUUUACAGUAUGAGACACUUCUCAGAAUGUCAUUAGUAAAGACGUGUUGAUGGCAGCCUAAGACUGGAAAACACAGCAACUGAGACAUGUCAGAAUAACUGUGUGAUGGUAUUUUGACCAUUUGAAUGUCAACACAUUGUUUUUGUCUCUUUUUUUUGUCUUUGCUUUUCACUUGUAGUGUUGUUCACUCUUUGGCCAUCAUACAUGUCAGUGUCCACAGUGCCAACUUCAGAAAGCUCCUUUAGCAGAUUAUUGUACUCAAAUCCUUUUUGUGGCAGCUACUCAAUAUCUGAAUGCGCAAUCAUUUCGUGAUAUAAGAAAAAUUGGUGUUUAACAGUGAACUGAUUUUGGUUCUUUAGGCUGUGUUAGGGAGUGAUUUUUAGCCCGUCUUUGUAAAUAACAUUUAUAUUUAUGCUCUAGUUUUUAAAAAAGUGGCUUCAUAAAAGCAGAUAUUUGCUCGGCAGCUAUACUUGUGAUGUUGGAAUAUGCUGGAAUAAAACCGUCAUUACACUUGAGGACAUUCCAAAACCUCACUGUGUCCUUUUUUUCUAUGAAAUUUCAUGAAUGCAAUAAUCCAUUUUUGUCACUGUAUUAAUGUCCAUGCAUUGUAGUACCCUAGCAUAAUUCUAAUUAAUUCAUUUGGCUUUUUAUUGUUUUUGCACUGAUUAUGGUAUGUUUGAAUAAAGGAAGUAGGAAAUGACUUCAAGUAUCCAAUUUUGCAUAUAUGCAUAUGUACUCAAAAUGUGCUUCUGCAAAUAUGAAUGAAAACUGAACCGAUGUAAAGUAGUGGCCCUUUAAAGUGACUGCUCUGCAUUUAAAUAAAUCUCAGUCCUAUUGGUCACACAGUAAAGUAGUCUCUGGUUUCAGAUGGGCCAUUUUUUUAAUGAGAAUUGGUGACAUUUAUGCUGACAGUAAAAUGCAGAAAGAACAAUUUGAUUUUCUUACUUUUAUAGACAACAAAAUCACAUCUAAGUGGACAGUGAAUCAAUCUUGAAGCUUGAAGUUUUGUUGUAAGCCCGCCUUUAGUGAUGCU
Archocentrus centrarchus (flier cichlid) is the source of this 4627-nucleotide messenger RNA. RefSeq names its product MAGUK p55 subfamily member 2-like. The transcript is spliced from 14 exons. Lineage: Eukaryota; Metazoa; Chordata; Actinopteri; Cichliformes; Cichlidae. The coding region runs from base 155 to 1837 and encodes 560 amino acids. Gene Ontology annotation, molecular function: protein binding. The record is from RefSeq and is a predicted model, not a curated record.